Striga asiatica is the source of this 414-nucleotide messenger RNA. Lineage: Eukaryota; Viridiplantae; Streptophyta; Magnoliopsida; Lamiales; Orobanchaceae. The record is from the annotation of a GenBank genome assembly.
AUGCAGGCUGAGCCCAGCCGAGAGCGUGCGGUUCCAAAAUCUGCACACGCUCACCCUCGAACGGGUCCAAGCCCUGAGGAGCUCCACCCUCUAUACAGACUUGAUGGAUCAAAGAUCAUGAAGGUCUUCUUGGACCCCAAGGGAAAAAAUGACACCGAGAACAAGCUGGAGACAUUUGCUGGGGUAUACAGGAAGCUUACGGGGAAAGAUGUCGUGAGCACCCCCGCCACGACCGCCGCGGCCGCGCCUACCACCUCUGCGGCCAGCACCACCACGGGGGUACCAGUCGGGAUAACCGAGAACCUCAAAACAGCUGGCCGCGAGAUGUCCGCUUUUCCCGCAGUUGUAACAGACACGCUGCCGACCUCCGCCGCUGUUUGGAACACCGCCGCUGCCAGGGUGAUCGGGCUUUGA